AUGCUGUUCUCUCAAAGAAGUGCCUGCGAUCGCUGCCGAGCUCUCAAGAGCCGUUGCUCCAGAGAGUCUGGAGCAGCCAAGUGCGAAAGAUGUCAACGACUCCAGAUCGACUGUUUCUACAGUCCACCGCGGCGGAUGGGAAGACCGGCAAAGAAGCGCUUGAACCCGGAAACCGCCCAGUCAACCCCGUCAACCACAUUCCGACCAUCCUCGACAAUGUCCAGUAACACUACUAUCCAAACAAUCAGAAGCCCACCCAAAGUGCUUCCAUCCAACGUCCACGAUGCGAGCGACUUCCAACAGUACGGGCUAGGAAUCAUACCGAGCCAUCCGGAAGAAGACGGAUCUUGGACUGGAAACUUCGGGGACCCUUUACUUGGACUUUUGCAAAGCAACGACACAAAGCUGAUGUCUACGGAAUGGAUGGACACAGAUACGCUGGGGUUCUUGGCUCAUCAAGACGACAGUCUUGUGACACAACCCCACGAUAUGCCUCUUACACCGCCAACAACGAUUGGCUCUUUACCACACACAACAGAGGACAACUGGAUUCCGGGUUGCGAUCACCCAUCCGAAUUCAGCCAUGCCGAAUCAUUCGCCGGCGAUAAUAUGCCUCCAUCACCAGAAGCAACUAUAAGGUCAUCCGAGUCGGCAGCUCAGCGACUCAUGGAUCUUCAGUCUCUGCUGUUCUCGCGACACAUCACCAGGGCACAGGAUGCAGACGGGCUUACGACACUGAUCAACACGACCGUGCACUCGACAGAAACUCUCAUUGAUGUCGUGGAAAGCUUACCACAGUUGAGGCCGAGCGUGGAAGGACGACGAUCUACUUCACCGCCAACCUGCUGGACAGGAGCACCCGACACAUCCGGCUUCGCCACACAAGCAGCAGCACCACAGCUUCUGAAAGAGCCACAACACCCACCAAACCUAACUCUCAUCAUCUGUCUUUUUAUGACAAAUUAUCUUCUUCUUCUGGAUUCUUACGAAGAACUCCUCGGCGCCCUUAGGGGCCGUCUUCAAUGUUCACGACAGAGCCAGGGGCCAAGUCCCGGCAGCGAUUUCAGCCUGACACAGCCAUUCCUGGGCAGCAGUACGCCCAGUGGAAGCCUCAACAAAUUCAACGUUGUGAGCUCUUUUGACUUGGACGUCAACUCGGUCGUAUUUUUGUUGUCUCGAAUGAUGAAGAGACUACACAAAUCUACAGAAUGCCGAUUCAGCGCCGUUUCCAUGACACCACCUGCCGUUAGCCAGUCCCAAAGCCAGGGGUUCCCGGCUUCAGCCACAUCAUACAACUUUGACUUUCAAGAUGGGAUAAGCCAGGAUACAGACGGGUGCUCGGAAACGUCAGGGGCCUAUUCUCCGAUGGCUAUGAUGGGGGACUAUGCACUGCGGGAAGUAAGCCAGAGACACCAGAGCGUGAUGGAGUCGCUCCGUGUGAUUCGGUGGCUUGCGGACGAAUUAUGACACAACCUGUACGACAGAUGUACACACUUUUGUGAAACUAAAGUUAAAGAUACAUCAAUCAAAUAAGCGAACAGCCGC
Colletotrichum phormii is the source of this 1545-nucleotide messenger RNA. RefSeq lists its product as uncharacterized. Bases 1 to 1467 code for a protein of 488 amino acids. Gene Ontology annotation, molecular function: zinc ion binding; DNA-binding transcription factor activity, RNA polymerase II-specific. The record is from RefSeq and is a predicted model, not a curated record. Gene Ontology annotation, biological process: regulation of DNA-templated transcription. Lineage: Eukaryota; Fungi; Ascomycota; Sordariomycetes; Glomerellales; Glomerellaceae. The transcript has a single exon.